AUGUAUCUUUUUCUGUGUAAUUUGUCUUUGGUAGAUCAGUGUUACACAACCUCAACAAACCCAAAACCACUGCAUAUGAUAUUGACUGAGAAUUACACCAUCUCCUACUCACAAUGCUUCCUCCAGUUGGGUUUUUUUUGUGCAGCAGCCAGCACAGAAGUCCUUCUAUUAUUCACAAUGGCUUAUGAUCCAUAUAUUGCCAUUUGUCAACCCUUACAUUAUAAUUGUGUCUUCAACCACAAUCGUUGCAGACAGAUCACAGCAGCUAUAUGGCUCUUGGGGAGUUUAAACUCAACAUUGACCACACUUUUAGCCUUUAUGCCCUUCCAAUAUAAUUCCCCAAUAUUUCUGUGA
This is a messenger RNA of Staurois parvus, 354 nucleotides long. Lineage: Eukaryota; Metazoa; Chordata; Amphibia; Anura; Ranidae. The record is from the annotation of a GenBank genome assembly.